UACGUUCUGCGCAAGCGCUGCUGAUCCUGCGCUGUCAUGGCUCCCAACAUAAACAGAAAGUGGUGAAUAACGACACGUUUUGUCGUAGUUCUUAGCCAAACUCCCUGCAGCUAAACUUUAACUCUGUUUAUCAGCCGGAGAGAUAAGCGACAGGUACUUUACAAGGUUAAAGUAACUACAGAGUCUCUUUUGCCCACUUUAUUUCUCUCUUAACGUUCGGCGUGUCUGCUAGCUAGCCGUUAGCCGCAAAGACAUGACAGCGUGAUUCUCGUGUUUUCCUCUUGGCUGCUACACGGACUUCAAGACAGUAACGGCAGCAGCAAGUGUUGACAAUUUACCCAAAACAAAUGUCUCUUUCACAGGGAAUAACAUGUCUGGGGGAAACAAAGCCAUUGAGUUACAGCUUCAGAUGCGACAAAACGCGGAGGAUCUGCACAGCUUCAUGAAGGAGCUGGAGAACUGGGAGACAGACAUAAAGCAGAGGGAUGAGGAGCUGAGGACAGGAGGACUCCAGGAGGUUCAGAAGAAACUCCCACCUGUGCGCAACAAAGACUUCAAAACAAAGAUGAAGGGAAAGAAGAAGAAGAAGAAGAUGGACCCUGCUCCUGGAAAUGGAGACACUAAAGCAGAAGAGCACAAACAAGAAUCAAGAAUUAAAGCAUAUGACUAUAGAUCAUGGGACAAGUUUGAUGUGGACAAGGUUCUGGCUGAGAUGGAUAAAGAAGAAAGUCCAGCAGAGUCAAAUGAGUCUGAGUCAGAGGAAAAUGUAGUUGAUCAGGAGAAAGCGCUGGCAGAGAAGGAAAAGGGUAAUAAGUUUUUCAAAGAUGGGAAGUAUGAUGACGCUAUAGAAUGUUACACCAGAGGGAUGGGUGCAGAUCCUUACAACCCUGUGCUUCCCACUAACCGAGCCACCUCCUUCUUCAGACUCAAAAAGUACGCUGUGGCUGAGUCUGACUGCAACUUGGCAAUCGCUCUGGACAGCAACUACUUCAAAGCGUACGCGCGAAGAGGAGCAGCGCGCUUUGCUCUGAAGAAAUAUGAAUCUGCAUUAGAAGAUUAUGAUAUGGUUCUCCAGCUUGACCCCGGGAACAUGGAGGCACAGAGCGAAGUGAAGAAAAUCAAAGAGGCCCUUGGACAAGAGGGUCCGACCAAUCGAAGUGAAGCCACGCGGCCACAGGACGCUCCUGCAGUCGACCCUGGGCAGCAGAGACUGAUGGAGGAGCAGCAGAAAAAACAAGAGGCAGUUAUGCAAAAAGACAGAGGGAAUGCUUAUUUCAAAGAGGGGAAAUAUGAAGCAGCCGUGGAGUGCUACAGCAGAGGCAUGGAGGCAGACAGUAUGAAUGUCCUUCUUCCCGCCAACAGAGCCAUGGCCUACCUCAAGCUGGAGAAGUAUAAAGAAGCGGAGGAGGACUGCACUAAAGCCAUUUAUCUGGACAGGACUUACUCCAAGGCUUUUGCUCGCCGAGGCACAGCCAGAGCGGCUUUAGGGAAAGUGGAGGAGGCCAAACAAGAUUUUCAGGAGGUGUUGAAGCUGGAACCAGGGAACAAACAGGCCUUGAAUGAACUCCAGAAACUCCAGACAGACACAGGUUGCAGCAGCCUCCUUCAAACAGAGGACAGCUCACAGAGGAGAACAGUGCAGCCCAUCGACAAACCAACACAUCUGCGCUCAACUAAACCUCUGAGGAGGAUUGACAUCGAGGAGGUCAGUGGUAAGGCAACGGUACCUGAGGUGGAGUCAGGUGGGUCCAAGUCUUCCAUCCAGGAAGUGAUAAGGGAGACUGAGGAGGGAUCCUCUCCACUGUCGACGUCACCCAGCGCCAAGAUGAUCAAAAUUGAGGAGAUAGCAGAUGCCCCCUCGCUCGCAUCAGAACCACUUCCUCCCAGUAGACAGACAGAACGACCAGCACGGGAGGAUGUCAUUCAUUCGCCUGAGCCAUCAGCCACCCCCUCCCCCACAGUGACAGACCUGCCCCCUCCACCCACCAGCAGCUUCCAGCUGGAGGCCGACCUCCGCAAGAUCGGAAAGCAGCCUGAAGUGAUUUACAGAUAUCUGAGGCAAAUCAUGCCUGAGGAGUACAUCAAAAUUUUCCAAAACUCCCUUGAACCUGACAUCCUCAAUCAGAUCCUGAAGACGCUGCACGAGUUUUACAUAAAGAAUGAAUCGCCGGCUGUGACACUGGAGAUUCUCAGCAGUCUAGCGAGCGUAAGGCGCUUCGACAUGGCCGUCAUGUUCAUGUCGUCCUCGGAGAGAAAAGUGCUUAAAGAACUGUUUGAUUUCCUUCACCAAGCUGAGCUGGAAGAAUCGUCUGUCACAGCCUUACAGAAGAAGUACGGUGUGUGACGCUCCAGUUUUAAGCAACAGACUUAACCCUUCAACACAGAGUUCUACUUUGGAUCUACAGCAAAUGAAACAAUUUAGUCAUAUUCAGUACUGAAUAAACUUUCAUGAAAGUAAUUUUCAUAAAAGUGGCGGUUUGCUUAUCCAGUGUGUUUGGGCUCAGGUGGGACAAAAAAAGGAAGACAUCCAAUGAACUGAAUCUUGUGGAGACUGGAAAUUGGUAUGCAGUUACAGUAUUAUACUGAUGCUCUAGUGAUGCUCUAUGAGCUUUUCAUAUCAUAAGAGUCAGGUAACUACUGUACAUCUUAUAGGGGAUUAUACCUCAGCAAGGAGGAGUGUUCUAUCAACAGAAGUGUUGGUCUCUCUGAGUACUCUACCCAGUGAAAGAAAAUGGCUAAACCUGCUUAGACUACAGAAAACUGAGUAAUGGAGGUGUUCAGACUUAAAAAACUGGACUGAAUAAAGGUGUAUUUUGCA
Messenger RNA from Lates calcarifer (barramundi perch), 2818 nucleotides. It is a transcript of the gene rpap3, whose product is annotated as RNA polymerase II associated protein 3. Gene Ontology annotation, molecular function: protein binding. Lineage: Eukaryota; Metazoa; Chordata; Actinopteri; Centropomidae. The record is from RefSeq and is a predicted model, not a curated record.